This is a messenger RNA of Penicillium olsonii, 2208 nucleotides long. The record is from the annotation of a GenBank genome assembly. NCBI's taxonomy places the organism in Eukaryota, Fungi, Ascomycota, Eurotiomycetes, Eurotiales, Aspergillaceae.
AUGUUCAGCUUUUAUCUUGCUGCGCUAUUUGGUGUGGCCUACGCCUCGCAGACAGUCCUGCGACCAGGGCCAGGGACGGACUUCACCACAUUUCGGAGCUCUAAUUCACCCCACGCGGUGCGUAUCCGACAACAAGAUCAAUCAAUCUGCGCGACAGACUCUGCGCAGUACACGGGAUGGCUAGACAUCGGGCCAAAGCACUUGUUCUUCUGGUACUUCGAGAGCCAGAACGAGGCCGUCGAUCCGCUCACGCUGUGGAUGACUGGUGGGCCCGGGGAUUCCAGCAUGCUUGGCUUAUUCCAGGAGAUCGGUCCCUGUCUGAUCGAUGGAAAUAAUGGAACUGUUGAAAAUCCCUGGGCCUGGUCACGAAACUCAUCAUUACUGUUUGUCGAUCAACCCGUGGAUGUCGGCUUUUCCUACAUCGAUGAGGGUUAUGAGAUCCCGCACGACUCCCAGGAGGCUGCCGCUGACAUGCACCGUUUCCUUCAAAUCUUUGUCUCUGAGAUCUUCCCUCACAAGCGUUCCUCGCCGGUCCAUCUUGCGGGCGAGUCUUAUGCGGGUAAAUACAUCCCAUACCUGGGAGCGGAAAUUGUGACCCAGAAUGAGCGAUAUCCUUCAGAGACCCAGAUCAAUGUUCAGUCGUGUUUAGUGGGAAAUGGCUACAUGUCACCCACGGACACCUUCUAUGGAUACUGGGAAACGCUUUGCACGACCAAGCCGGGUGUCCCGACACCGGUUUUCAACGAGACUCGGUGCGAUAUCAUGGCUGCCAACAUGCCCCGAUGCAUGCAUGUUGCCAAGACCUGUGUCGACAAUCCCGAUCCAGCCAUCUGCAAGGCUGCUGGCUCUGUUUGCUACGAAGGUAUCGUUGGGUGGUAUGAGGAUGAAAGUGGCGCAGGAGGUCGCAACCGCUUUGACAUCACGUCUCCAUGUGAGAUUGAUGAGCUUUGUUACAAAAAAGCCGGUUACAUUCAAGAAUAUCUCAAUUCUCCUGCGGUCUGGAACGCCCUCUCACCCCCGGCGGAGGUCAAGGAAUACAAAUUGGAAUCCAGCGCUGUAGUUGAUGCAUUUGCUACUACACCAGAGGGCAUGACCACUUCUUCCGAUGCAGUCACCUUCCUGCUGUCGCAUGGAGUACAUUUCCUGGCAUACCAGGGAAAUCUCGAUCUAGCCUGCAAUACGGCUGGAACCCUACGGUGGGCCGAUUCGCUUUCCUGGAAGGGACAGGUCGAGUUCGCAUCGACGCCGCUGCGACCUUGGACUUCAACCAUAGCUGGUCACAAUGACACAGUUGGCAUGGCCAAGGAAGUUCGCGUGAACGUAGGUCAGACAGAGACGGCUUCGCGGUUCGCUUUGGUCACGGUGGACGGAGCAGGUCAUUUGGUAGACCAACAUAGUUCCACUAAGGACACUGGACAUCGAUUAGAAGACACAGCCCGUGGCCGCUUUAACGUUCGUAUUCGCUUCGCUCGAUCCCACUCCCGUAAGUUUGCUGCAUGUCCCAUAGGUAAUUCCACCUUCACCGCCCGUGAGAUGAUCUCGCCCAUUUCCAGUCGCACUGGGUCAAUUGUAUCCGAUCCUCCCGACCACAAUGGUCCUUCGCGGGUGUUCCCAAUCACCAAGCGUCUGAUGGAGCGGCACUACGAGAUCAAGACACUCAAUGACCAGCCUUUAUUCUAUGGGGAUGUCUCAUUGUUCACUCCCAAUAAGCCCGACCUGACGCUGCAUGCGGGCGGUAGCAUUCAGGGUCCGGUUGUGGCAGUCUCCAAGUUCCUGAAGCUUUCGGGAAACUACAAGAUUGGAGUCGGGGACCCGGACGACAUGAACCAUGUCCGAUGGGAAGACAUGACCAAGGAGCUCCUUCACAAGCCAGGGUAUCGACUGGAGACCACAAUUCCACGGGGGUUGGAUCAGCCUCUUGGUGAGCGCCGGUCGCUCCUAUGGAAACGCACCCGCAGCGUGGGGGUGUGUGGCGAAACACCAUCCAGACUGUCCGGUCGGAAUUAUAAGCUAGUGGAUGAAUGCAGCGCGCAGGUCCUAGCCGUCUUCUCGGGUGGAAGAAGACCAGGGAGAGGAGGGAAUCUCGAGAUCAGAGUGGAAUACGGGCAAGACUUUGAUCAUCUGGUUUCGAUAUCCUGUUUGGGUUUGUAUGAGAAAUCGAGGUGGCGCAGUCACAGAGGGGCGGCCGGUGGAGGCGGCGGCGGUUGA